Molecule: messenger RNA, 287 nt
Organism: Symbiodinium necroappetens
Lineage: Eukaryota; Dinophyceae; Suessiales; Symbiodiniaceae
Source: the annotation of a GenBank genome assembly
AUGGCCGGGACUCUGGUGUGCCAGGGGUCGGAGCCUUUCGCACCGCUGCGAAACGAAGAUUCCGACGACGAGUCGAAGAGGAAGGUUCUGAAGGCAAGCGUGGAUGUGGUCCCCCUCCCCAUUCCGGACAUCCACGACAAGUGGCAAAAGGUUGCAUCAGAUGCGUUCAUGGCGAUGUGGUGUACCAUUCCGGGCGCUUCGGUCCUUGCGACUGGCUACAUGGUCAGGCACUACUUGAUACGCCGGUGGCGCCUGAUCUUCCCGAAGGAGCAAACCUUGGGAAAGAG